GACGUAGUACGCUCGUGUGUGAUUUUGAAUUUUGAACUCUAAAUACAGUGGUUGUUUUAUGUUUUUUGAUGAUUGUUGUUUGAGUGAAACGUGAAAAUGGGAUCUGAUAAUAAGUUAAGUCGAAUCUUAUGGAUAUUAGCAGUCUCAUGUCUCGUUCAAACACAAGCACAGAAGAAAACAGAAGACACGAAUGUACAAACAGUGCCCAGUGACCUGAGAAGAAUAGUCAGCGAGGCCCUGGCGUUAGAACGAAGGUUCCUGCUAGGAGCUAAUGACGCACAAAACUGCACGUCAGACGAGGAUGACGUGAGCAACACGCCGUGCCCGCCGAGCAAGUACCGGUCGGCGAGCGGCGAGUGCAACAACGUGCGGCACCGACCCUGGGGCAGACGCGGAGACGUGUUCCUCAGGCUGCUGCCGCCGAAUUAUGCUGAUGGUGUGUCAACGCCCAUCACGGCGGCGCCGGAACCGGCGCUGGCGGUGCGCGCGGUGACCCAGCUGGCUGACUCCACCGAGCACGAACUCGUCACCAGCCUCAUAGCUGCCUGGGGCCAGUUCCUCAUGGACGACCUGGUGGCUACUGCCAAUGGGAAUAAGAAAUGCGAGGACUCUUCUUGUGAAUACGUUCGGUCGGCGCCGGCAAGAAAUAUUGACUCAUGCGGUUUUGAAUACCGAGACCAAAUGAACUUGGCGACGUCUGUGCUGGACGGCUCCGCGUUGUACGGCAGCCAGGAGAAGGAGCUGCGUUCGCUGAGACUGUAUGAUGCUGGCAAGCUGGAUCUGGCGUCGUGUCGCAAAUGCAACGACGGCUCCCCAACCGCUCCACUAUACAAGAUCCUCCUGGCUGAACACAACCGUAUCGCCGGCGAGCUAUACUCAAUGAACCCGUUCUGGGAAGACGACGCGAUAUUCCUGGAGGCGAGACGCGCGGUAGCUGCCAUCAUACAGCAUAUCACGUACAAUGAGUUCCUGCCAGUGCUGUUGGGAGAGGUCGGCAUGGCCAAAGCGGAGUUGAAGCUGACAUCCCUGGGUUUCUGGCGCGGGUACUCCAGCGCCAACCGCAACGGCGCUUACACCGAGCUGGUGGCUGUCGCGCCCAUUUUCACCGCCAUGAUGAGCGAUGAACUGUUGAACACCACAGUGACCCUCCAAGAUCUAGUCAAGACGAGCGUGGAUCAAGUCUCCAAGUUCAGCCCAUCAGCGGUAUGGGACCUCAACCGCGCUAGAGACCACGGCGUACCCUCAUACCUGAAAGUGCUGAGGCUGUGCGAACCCAUGAUGACGGUGAAGUCAUACGCCGACUUCGAGAAGCUGGGCUUCAAUAGGACGCAGCAAGAGAUGCUGGCUGAUAUGUACAGGAAUGCCGAAGAUGUGGAACUGAUGAUAGCCGGCGCGAUGGAGAAGCCCGCUACUGGUGCGGUCAUCGGAUCCACAUUCGCCUGUGUACUGGCUCUACAGUUCGCCAACUUGAAGAAGAGUGACAGAUUUUGGUACGAGAACGACAUACCGCCAUCUUCCUUUGCUCCGGAGCAACUCGCAGCGAUCAGGAAGGUCUCUCUGUCGGGCUUGCUCUGUGGCGCUGAUGAUACUCUCGAGAGCAUACAACCUAAAGCCUUCGUGAAGGAAGAUCCUUACUUGAACGCAGCCCAACAAUGCGUCCAACAUAGUCGGCUGGAAGUAUCAGCGUGGCGCGACAACAGCGGUGCGCGCGCGGCCGAGCGAGUGUCACAGGACGCGGUGGCCGCGGCGCUGCAGAAGGCCAAGCAGGAGAUGGCCGAUAGGAAACGACUGGAGUAUAUGCUGUGGGAAGCACGUGGUGGUGCGGAUCCCAAGUCGUCGGUGGGCACAGCCGCAUCGUUCUCCAAGGCCAACAAAUACGCACUGAAGCUAGCUAACUCUUCAUUGUUCUUUGAGUUCGCUACUAAUGAACUGCUCAAUUCAUUAAAUGGAGGCCGUCGUCGCAAACGUCAGCUGUUCGACGACUCGAUCGGUUUCUCCAACGACUUCGUCGAAUCUCUGCAAUCCGUUGACAUCAAUAGUUUCCUAGGCCAAGACCAAGCGGGGCCGAUUAUUGAGCCGCAAUGCGACGACAACGGUUCCUGCAACCCGGACAACCCGUUCAGGACGUACACGGGUUACUGCAACAACCUCCGCAACCCGAACCUUGGAAAGAGUUUGACGACAUUCGCGAGAUUGCUGCCGCCGGUGUAUGAAGAUGGUGUCAGCCGUCCCCGUAUCAACUCAGUCACCGGAACCCCCCUCCCGACCCCCCGUGUUGUGUCCACUGUCAUCCACCCUGACAUCUCCAACCUGCACACCCGCUACACGCUUAUGGUGAUGCAGUUCGCGCAGUUCCUCGACCACGAGCUCACCAUGACGCCCAUACACAAAGGAUUCCACGAGUCGAUCCCGGACUGUCGUUCCUGCGACUCGCCGCGCACCGUUCACCCAGAAUGCAACCCGUUCCCCGUGCCGCGCGGCGACCACUACUACCCCGAAGUCAACAUCACGUCAGGCGAGCGGCUGUGCUUCCCCUCCAUGAGGAGUCUGCCUGGACAGCAGCAGCUCGGACCCCGUGAACAAGUGAACCAGAACUCCGCUUUCAUCGACGCCUCAGUAGUUUACGGCGAAAACCCGUGCAUAGUGAGCAAGUUGAGAGGUUUCAACGGCCGACUCAAUGCCACUGCCAACCCGCUCAACGGCAGAGAGUUCCUGCCGAGAUCCGACAGCCAUCCGGAGUGUAAGGCGCCGAGCGGAUUCUGCUUUAUUGCUGGAGACGGUCGCGCCUCCGAACAGCCCGGUCUAACAGCCAUCCACACGAUGUUCCUCCGCGAACACAACCGUAUAGUCGAGGGUCUACGUGGCGUCAACCCUCAUUGGGACGCGGAGCAGCUGUUCGAGCACACCCGCCGCAUCAUGGCAGCUGAGAUACAGCAUAUCGUGUAUAAUGAGUUCCUCCCCCGUCUUCUGUCGUGGAACGCUGUUAAUCUGUAUGGACUGAAGCUGCUGCCUUCUGGUUACUACAAAGAAUACUCACCCACUUGCAACCCGUCGAUCGUGACCGAGUUUGCAUCUGCCGCGUUCCGUUUCGGCCACUCGCUGCUGCGGCCGCAUCUGCCGCGACUGUCGCCCAGCUACCAGCCAGUAGACCCGCCCAUACUACUCCGAGACGGGUUCUUCCGACCAGACAUGUUUAUGGACCAUCCACCAAUGGUAGACGAGCUGAUCCGCGGUCUAUCCUCGACUCCCAUGGAAACCCUGGAUCAGUUCAUCACGGGUGAAGUCACCAACCAUCUGUUCGAAGACCGCAGGAUCCCGUUUUCUGGCAUUGACUUGGUGGCCUUGAACAUCCAAAGAGCACGUGACCACGGUAUACCAAGUUACAACAACUACAGAGCGCUGUGUAACCUGAAGAGGGCUUCCACCUUCGAGGACCUGGCCAGGGAGAUACCUGAUGAAGUUAUUGCUAGACUAAAGCGCAUCUACCCGACCGUGGACGACAUCGAUCUAUUCCCUGGUGGUAUGAGCGAGCGGCCGCUGCAGGGUGGGCUGGUGGGACCGACAUUCGCCUGCAUCAUCGCCAUACAGUUCCGGCAGCUUAGGAAGUGCGAUAGGUUCUGGUACGAGAACGACAACUCGGUGCGGUUCACCGAGCAGCAGCUGGCCGAGAUCCGCAAGACGACGCUGUCCAAACUCCUGUGUGAUAACUUCGACGUGCCCACAGAUAUACAGCGAGCUGCCUUCGACCUGCCUAGCAAUUUCCUGAACCCCCGCGUCCAUUGCGCCUCUCUACCUAAGAUCGACCUAUCCGCGUGGCGCGAGAACAGCGCGCAGGGCUGCCUCAUAGCGGGCCGCUCCGUGCCGCUCGGCGACUCCGCCUUCCCCUCGCCCUGUACUUCGUGCAUAUGCACCGCUGAAGGGGCGCAAUGCGCGUCCCUGCGCAUCACGGACUGCGCGCAACUCGCCCGCGAGUGGCCGGCGGAGGCGGUCGCGCGCGACGACGUAUGCGCGGCGCAGUGCGGCGCACCGCCCCCCGCGCGCGGACCUCGACGACACAACGUCAACUUCAACUUCCCUGACCUCACGCCUUUCAUCGCCAACUGAAGUGAAAGGCUAGAAAUCCAUACUUAAUUAAAUGCGAAAGUGUGUCUGUCUGUCUGUUGCCUCUUCACGCUCAAUCCGCAGCCAAAUGGCUGAAAGUAUGUAGGUACUUCGAGUCCCGGGAAAGGACAUAGGACACUUUUA
Aricia agestis (brown argus) is the source of this 4245-nucleotide messenger RNA. RefSeq names its product peroxidasin homolog pxn-2. The record is from RefSeq and is a predicted model, not a curated record. Bases 97 to 4104 code for a protein of 1335 amino acids. NCBI's taxonomy places the organism in Eukaryota, Metazoa, Arthropoda, Insecta, Lepidoptera, Lycaenidae. The transcript has 24 exons. Gene Ontology annotation, molecular function: peroxidase activity; heme binding. Gene Ontology annotation, biological process: response to oxidative stress.